AUGAAGAAAGCAGAUAAGGAAUAUGUUGCUGCUGUGUUAGAGAAGAAAGCAGAUAAAACUUAUGUUAAUGAAAAAGAUAAUGAAAUUAAAGAAAUGGUUGAAUGGUAUCAUGAAUGGACAUCAAAGAUUUUAAAAACUAAAGCCGAUACAGGAUGGGUUUCAGGAUGUUUAGACCUUAAAGCGGAUAAAACUUAUGUUAACGAUGAGUUAGAGAAGAAAGCGGAUAAGGAAUAUGUUGCUGCUGUGUUAGAGAAGAAAGCAGAUAAAACUUAUGUUAAUGAAGAAAUAAAACAAUCAGAGGUCUAUUUUACUCCGCCAUUUUUAAAUUUUAUGAAAUCAUCAGAUAAAACCUUUGAUAUAGAUUCCUUUGAAUGGAUAUGUUUCGAUGGAGUGACCAUGUAUUUAUUUUAUACAGAUGGAGUGCUUUAUUAUUUUAAAACAAAUGAUUUUAAAAACUAUGAAUCAUUUACUCCAUCUGUUUUGAAUCCUGAUACACGAAAGCCAAUCAUUAAUCCAAUAAUUUUAUAUGUUGAAUAUAAUAACGGUAAAUUUAUGGGAAUGAUAACGGUUGAAGAUGAUUUUUGCCCUUGUUAUUCAUUCGAUUAUAUCCAAUGGUUCAAAUGUAAUUUAAAUCAAGAUGCUAAAUUUAAAUAUCCAAAUAAUCCUAUUAGAUGUGUUAAUAAUAAAUGGGUACUAAUUUAUGAAGUCAAUCAAAUUUUCAUUAGUGAGGAUGGGAUAAAUUAUUAUAUGUUUAGUAUGAUGUCAUCAGAUUUGAAAAUUGAUUAUACAAGUAAGUGGUAUUACAUUAACAACAUGUAUUUUAUCCUACAAAAUGAUAAAAUUUAUAGAUCAUCUUCAAUAUCACAAGGUCAAUUUGAACAAAUUUUUCAAGCUGAUGGAGACAUUGAAGCUUUAUGUUAUGGAUCAAAUGUUUAUGUUCUCGUUUCAGGUGAAAUGGUCUAUUCAUAUCCUGUAAGUUAUAACAGACAUAUUUAUUUAUCACAGGAUUUAUCAAAUUGGGAAUUGGUUUAUUCAUUCACUCCAAAAUUUACUCAAAAUUAUAGAUUUACAAAUUUAUUUUAUAUUGAUGGGUAUUUCAUUGCUUUAGGAUGUGGUGAUUUAGUAAAUAUCAGUAGUGAUGGAAGAAACUGGUCUGAAAUCACAAAAUUUCAAGAUGUUAGAAAAGCAAUUUUCAAAAAUAAUACGUUAAUAUUGAUAACAAGACCA
Trichomonas vaginalis G3 is the source of this 1227-nucleotide messenger RNA. RefSeq lists its product as uncharacterized. The record is from RefSeq and is a predicted model, not a curated record. The transcript has a single exon. The annotation marks the transcript as partial. Lineage: Eukaryota; Parabasalia; Trichomonadida; Trichomonadidae.